Molecule: messenger RNA, 307 nt
Organism: Salmo salar (Atlantic salmon)
Lineage: Eukaryota; Metazoa; Chordata; Actinopteri; Salmoniformes; Salmonidae
Gene: lat3
Product: Large neutral amino acids transporter small subunit 3
Biological process (GO): neutral amino acid transport
Molecular function (GO): neutral L-amino acid transmembrane transporter activity; L-amino acid transmembrane transporter activity
Source: RefSeq, marked provisional
AAAAAUAAGACAAUUUAUUUUCAGUUCCCAAACUGUAGUCAAGUUAAAAAUUAUAUUCGCAAACCAUGGGCUGGUGUUACCAGAGCCUAAUUUCACAUCACAAAACAGAAUCACUGACCACCAACAAGACAAGAUACUGGUCUGUACAAAACUAUACAAAGUCAAAUCUAGUACACAGAGAAUGAAUGACUUCAGAAUCAAGUCCACCGCUUGGAACUUGCUGAACCACCUUGCUAAACCUGACUACUCAAGUGCAGGACAUAUCAGUCUGGUGAAGAGACAUGAUGUAAGACAGGGUUUCCCAAAC